CAGUUUCCGAGCACAGCUGUGUGAAGGCCGUUUCGUUCUUGUGGCUUUCGCUGGAUGGAUGUGUACAAAAGUUGACUGGCUUUCUUUUGCCAUUAGCUGAAAAGUUGCUCAAUCAUGUACACCCGUGCGACGAUCUGCGCUAAGGGCGCUGCUUUUAUCCGUUUAAAUAGAUGCACAUCUAUUGCUGUUGUUGCGACACAAAGCCAACUAAAUCAGAGGUCAGUUUCGUCUGCAUCAAAUACCAGCUUGGAAAAAUUAUUUCCUCGCUUUCAAAGUUUCUCCAAACGCCAUAUCGGUCCAGAUGCAGCAGAACAGUCAGAAAUGCUUCAGUGCCUUGGUUUAAAGGAUCUGGAAGAAUUGAUUAGAAAGACGGUACCUAGUUCCAUAUUGCUUGACCGAGACCUGAAAUUAGAAGAACCUGUUGGCGAGCAUGAAUUACUCAAGCAGGCUGACCAUCUUGGAUCAAAGAACAAGCUGUGGAGAACUUACAUAGGCAUGGGAUACCAUGGCACUCUCACACCUCCAACUAUCAUUCGAAACAUGUUUGAGAACCCAGGAUGGACAACACAGUAUACCCCAUACCAAGCAGAGAUAGCACAAGGACGCUUGGAGAGUCUGCUGAACUUUCAGACAAUGGUGGCAGACUUGUCUGGUCUCGAUGUCUCCAAUGCUUCCCUGCUGGAUGAAGGAACAGCAGCAGCAGAAGCUAUGAAUCUUUGUUACAGACAUGUGAAAAGACCAAAGUUUUUUGUUGAUCAUCGGUGCCAUCCUCAAACAAUAAUGGUUACAAAGACACGAGCAAGUGCCCUUGGAAUCACAGUGGUGGAGGCAGACUGGAAACAGGUUGAUCUCUCAGGCCGUGAUUUCUGUGGUGCUUUAGUUCAGUAUCCAGACACCGAUGGGCACAUCAGUGACUUUUCACAAUUUGUGGUCAAGGCACAUGAAAAUGGGACUCUGGUGGUUGGGGCGACAGACUUGCUUGCAAUGACCAUCCUGCAGCCUCCAGGUGAAAUAGGAAUGGACAUUGCUGUAGGUACAAACCAACGUUUUGGAGUACCUUUAGGAUAUGGUGGGCCACAUGCUGGCUUCUUAGCAUGCAAAGAAAUGUUCCUUCGAACCAUGCCAGGCCGGAUUGUUGGAAUAACAAGAGAUGCCCAAGGUCGCCCAGCUCUUCGCCUCACUUUGCAGACGCGCGAACAACAUAUUCGACGUGAUAAAGCUACCAGCAAUAUCUGUACUGCACAGGCACUUUUGGCUAACAUGUCUGCAAUGUAUGCUAUUUAUCAUGGCCCCGAUGGACUGCGGCAAAUUGGCACUCGCGUACACAAUGGAGCACUCAUUUUGGCUGAAGGUAUCAAGCGUGCGGGUCACACCUUAAAGUCCAAGACGUUUUUUGAUACUGUCAAAUUCCAGCCAGCCACAAGCCAACAAGAUAUCAGAAAGAAGGCAGAAGCUAAGGAAAUAAAUAUCCGUUACUUUGAUGAUGGCUGUGUAUCCAUUGCCCUUGAUGAAACAGUUGACCAUCAAGAUCUUGAUGACCUCUUUGAAAUUAUUGGAUGCCCAGUCACUCUCAAUGACAUAGCAUGUGAACUGGGCCCGACACCCAGUACCAGUUUACUCAAAACUGCAUUCUGCCGUACAUCCAAGUAUUUGACUCAUCCUAUAUUCAACACCUAUCAUUCAGAGACACAACUGGUGCGAUACAUGAAAUACUUGGAGAACAAAGAUCUGUCCCUUGUACAUUCCAUGAUCUCACUAGGCUCCUGUACUAUGAAGCUUAACAGCACCACGGAAAUGGUGCCCUGCACAAAGAAGGAGUUUUCUGAUCUACAUCCUUUUGUACCCACUGAGCAGGCGCUUGGUUAUCAUGAGAUGCUGGAUGAACUAAAAAAGAUGCUCUGCGAAAUUACUGGAUAUGAUGAUAUUUCUUUUCAGCCCAACAGUGGAGCCCAAGGAGAGUAUGCAGGCUUGCGCUGCAUCAUGGCUUAUCAUGAGGCUCGAGGAGAGAAACAAAGAAAUGUAUGCAUUAUCCCUGUGUCGGCUCAUGGCACCAACCCAGCAAGUGCUCAGCUGGCUGGCAUGAAGAUUCAAGCCAUCAAUGUAGAUAGCAGGGGAGCUGUGGACAUGAGUCACAUGACUAAAAUGGUGGAAAAGUACAAAAAUGAGCUCGCCUGUCUGAUGAUUACAUAUCCAUCUACACAUGGUGUUUUUGACCCUGACAUAAGAGUACUUUGCGAAAUGGUACACCAUUAUGGUGGCCAGGUAUUUCUGGAUGGUGCCAACAUGAAUGCACAGGUGGGAAUCUGUCGGCCUGGUGAUUAUGGGUCAGACUGUUCACAUCUCAACCUGCACAAAACAUUCUGCAUUCCUCAUGGUGGUGGAGGUCCUGGGGCAGGUCCUAUUGGAGUUAAAAAACAUCUGACACCUUUCCUCCCAACACAUUGUGUUGUUCCUCCUCCUGGAACUUUUGGACCUGGCUCUGCAUCAUUUGGAAUGGUUUCUUCUGCACAAUAUGGAUCUAGCUCAAUCCUCCCUAUCUCCUGGGCUUACAUCAAAAUGAUGGGGUCCCAAGGAUUGCGCAGAGCUUCUCAAGUGGCCAUUCUGAAUGCCAACUACAUGAGUCGAAGACUUAGUGGAUACUAUAACACCCUCUACACCAAUGAUAAUGGUUACUGUGCACAUGAGUUUAUCAUUGACUGUCGACCAUUCAAGAAAACUGCCAAUAUUGAUGCCACGGAUAUUGCCAAACGCCUGCAAGAUUAUGGAUUUCAUGCACCAACAUUAUCUUGGCCAGUUUCGGGUACUCUGAUGAUAGAACCUACAGAAUCAGAGGACAAGGCAGAGCUUGACAGAUUGUGUGAUGCCUUGAUAGCAAUCAGAAAGGAGAUUCAGGAUGUUGAAGAAGGAAAACUAGACAUUGAAUGUAAUCCUUUGAAGAUGGCUCCACAUCCUCUAAGUGACAUCAUUUCCAGCACUUGGAAACGGCCAUAUUCUCGGGAAAUGGGAGCUUUUCCAGCUCCAUUUGUGACACCAGUCAACAAGUUCUGGCCAACAGUUGCACGGAUUGAUGAUAUCUUUGGUGAUCAGAAUCUGGUCUGCACUUGUCCAUCUGUCACAUCUUACAGCAGUGAUGAGAAUGGAGUUGAAGAGCAAGCACUUGGAUAAACUACUUUUGACCUAUCAGCAUGACAUUAUUCCUUAAAGAACUGAAGGGCAAAACAGGAAAAGGAGGGAGAUGUGAAUAUACUUGUUUUUAAAACAUGUCCUAAUUUGUUUACUGUGAUUAAAGAACAUUUUGUAACAACCUUUAAAAUUUCCUUAAGAAAUUGCAAUGAUUUACAUUAAAUGAAAAUGUGAGUAGACUGAAGGAUUCUUUAACAAUUUGGCUUUAGUGUCUUGACCAUGAGUUUUUAUUAAAAACUGUAUACAGGUAGGAAAAAAUAUAUAUUUUGGAGACUGCCUGUGCCAAGUGAAGACAAAAACAAAACAAAAAGUGUUAGCAGCAAACUGAAACAAGGCUGAAUUCCUUUUCAUUGUAUAUACAUAUAUAUAGCAAAAGAAAUAACAUGACCCCAAAUGAGUACAGUAUAUUUUGUACAGCAGGUAAAAGAAACAUUUAAGGUGAAUCACUGCCAGUUUGAUGGUUUGGCAUAUGUUAAUGUUUUUUUCCUUACAGUUUUAUGUAAUUUAAAUUUUUGUUGGGACAUCACCACAGUCCUGUUUAUCAUCCAUGGUUUUCGUGAUUUGUUUCUGUGAAAGUGGGUGACAGUAAUGCAAAAUAAUGCAUGAUUUUAAUGAUGUAUGGCCUAUGUGUAUGCCUGAGAAUGAGAUGUGACAGCUUUAUAAAACCCUUACUUAGCUGUGAAGUUUUUGUAUGCAUAUAUUUGCAUAACCUUUUGGUUAAAAAAAACCCGUCAACAAGGUGACAAUGUGUGUGUGUGUGUGCAUGCUGUGAGGCGUGUGUGCAUUUCUACUGUUUGUUAUCAACAGUUUUUUUGAGCUAAAUGUAAGAAUUUCGGGGCUUGCAAUUUCAACCAACUUGUAAUUCCACAUCAUAGAAAAUUUCAAGGCAGAUUGCAGAUCUAAUCCAAUUUGUGUAUACAAUUUUUUUUCUACAUUUUUUAAUUGGAUUAUACAUAACCAUAACAGGUCCUAAAAUUUAUUGAUAUCAUUUUAUGAUGAAGCAAGGACAUCUUUUAAACUAUUAUUUACCUCUGCCUUUUGGUGAAGUUGAUAUUGUGUUAAACUCCACAAAACCAUUAUCUACAUUUUUGCUCAUUUUUCCUGGCAUUUACAACCAUUCAUAGCUACAAUGUACAGUUAGUUCGAUCAUGGGAAAAACUUUUUGGUAGUGGCCUUCUAGUCAAAAUGCAUUGUAAGAUUAUCAUCCAUAACAAUCUGGAACUGCAUCUAAAAUGAUAUCCAAACAGGAUUGUUUAAACAGAUAUUUUGUACUACUUCAAGACUAUUAUUUGUGCAAUGUUACCUAUGUUUUGUUUCGUUUAUAUUAAGUGCUGCUUAAAUAAACUGACAAUCACGGGCCAGUUAAUAUGAAAAAAGUAUUAAACAUAAUAUUACAUAUGUAUUAUUAUAAGUUCUUAUCACUUUACAAAAAUGCUGUUGUGAAAAGAAAUUGAUCUGAGAACUAUUCAUUUUUGGUAAGGUAACAGACUGCUAAAAUAUUAUAUAUUUCUAAUAUUUCAUUCAGAGGAGCUCUUAAUUCUCAUUCAAAGAGGUCAGUUUGAUGUUGGUAGGAAUAGACUUGUUACUUUAUAUUUUAAUGCUGAAAUUCUAAAAACAAAUAUUGUGACCAUGAUUCUGUCCUUCAUAUUUUAUGUGCAAUGGUCCAGACAUGCUACACGAAUAAAUUCAGAUUUUCUUUUG
Messenger RNA from Pomacea canaliculata, 4884 nucleotides. RefSeq names its product glycine dehydrogenase (decarboxylating), mitochondrial-like. Gene Ontology annotation, cellular component: mitochondrion; glycine cleavage complex. Gene Ontology annotation, molecular function: glycine dehydrogenase (decarboxylating) activity; pyridoxal phosphate binding; glycine binding. Gene Ontology annotation, biological process: glycine decarboxylation via glycine cleavage system. The coding region runs from base 115 to 3165 and encodes 1016 amino acids. NCBI's taxonomy places the organism in Eukaryota, Metazoa, Mollusca, Gastropoda, Architaenioglossa, Ampullariidae. The transcript has 23 exons. The record is from RefSeq and is a predicted model, not a curated record.